AACGAGAUAGAGAUGUGAGAGCGAGAGCGAGAGUGAGAGUGAGAGUGAGAGAUAUAUCAACACAAGGCUAUUUAUUAAUGGUGUCGAAGUGGGGCCCAGUGAGUAAAUAAAUCAAGGCUUGCGUUGCGUGGGUUGGUUGUUUCAAGCGGCGUCGUAUCGUAGUUCUUCACCUUUCCCAAAAUCCAGCCGAUCCUCAUCUCAACACCGACCGCGCAUUGCAAUUCUAUCCUAACCCUAAUUGCAUCUUUUCCAUAUAAAUCCUCUCUCUCUCUCUCUCUCUCUCUCUCUUCAUCAUCAUAAAUUCAUAAUCCAGAAUUCUCCACUAUUAGAAUUCCAGUUUUCCUUUGGCUCCAUCGCUAAUAAUCUCGAAUUUUCUCUUAAUCCAGAAUUCUCCACUAUUAGAAUUCCAGUUUUCCUUUGGCUCCAUCGCUAAUAAUCUCGAAUUGUCUCUUCAUCGUGAAUGGUGGAAAUCCCCUCUUUGUCGUUAAUGGUCGUCCCUUCUUCAUCCAGAAGGGGGAUUUCUGUUUCUUUCUGCUUCGGAUCCUGCAAGGAGGGCUGGUAUUACCGCUGCCUCGGCGUCGACCCGUGAAUUCAGUGCUUUUGGUCCCCCCCCCCCCUCCGCGAAAACAAUAGCGAUUCGUUUUUGUGAAGGAUUUUCGUCUCUUCUCUUUUUCUCGGAUUCUCACUCCUCCUUUUUUUCCCAUUGAAAUUGAAAAUAAAUAAAUAAAUAAAAUGUUGCUUCAGAAGCAGAAGAAGAACCAGGUGGCGAAGGGCAAUCGGUUUCUGAUCAGCGUGAAUGUGCUGGGGAGCGCUGGGCCGAUCCGGUUCGUGGUUAGCGAGGAUGAGCUCGUUGGCACGGUGAUCGACACUGCUUUGAAAUCGUAUGCGCGCGAGGGCAGGCUCCCUGUGCUCGGAUCCAAUCUCGAUCAUUUCAUCCUCUACUGCCCAAUCUCCGGAACCGAAGCUUUGGUUCCGUGGGCGGCGAUUGGAUCAGCCGGCGUGAGAAACUUCGUGCUGUGCAAGAAACCGCAGACGGAUGAUAUGAAGAAAGCGCCGCCGCGGAAGGCGGGCGGAGGUGGGAUUUGGAAGUCAUGGUUCACCAAAUGUCGAAGCCACAAGAUAUCUUCUCACUAGAAUGAGGAUUUGGAGUUUUUUUUUUAAUUUAUUUAUUUUUGCAAAUCAAACAUGUCACAUGUUUGAGUCAAUAAUGUAAACCUUGAGGUCAUGAAUAAAGUUGUUUUCUUCAUUA
Salvia splendens (bonfire salvia) is the source of this 1249-nucleotide messenger RNA. RefSeq lists its product as uncharacterized. NCBI's taxonomy places the organism in Eukaryota, Viridiplantae, Streptophyta, Magnoliopsida, Lamiales, Lamiaceae. The transcript has 2 exons. Bases 733 to 1134 code for a protein of 133 amino acids. The record is from RefSeq and is a predicted model, not a curated record.